AUGCUCUCCAGUGGGAUACCAGAGUUGUCUGAUGUGGAUGAUCUGAAAUAUGUUUAUGAUGCUCUGAGACCACAUGAAUCAGAAGCAGAUGCUACCAUGCACUUCACCAGGCUCAUCGAGUCCAGUCUUGGCAGUGUGGCUACUAAGCUCAACUUCUUCAUCCAUAACCUGGCCCAAAUGAAGUUUGCAUCCUCUGAGGAGCGUCCCGUUCUGUCAUUUGCUCCACGCAUCUACACUCUAAAGAGUGAUGGAGUUAUUCGCAGCCUGUUUGUUUGCAGACACAUCAAAACCUAUACUCCAAGCAAAGGCUAUUCUUAUGUUGUGAAAGUGGAGCGGGAACAGGGGUCAACUUUAGUCCAAAGGACCUUUGAGGAAUUCCAUGAACUUCACAGUAAACUGCAGCUCAUCUUCCCUUCCUCAAAACUACCCAGGUACAGUGUUGAAACCUGA
Messenger RNA from Sinocyclocheilus anshuiensis, 450 nucleotides. Its product is annotated as phosphatidylinositol 4-phosphate 3-kinase C2 domain-containing subunit beta-like. Gene Ontology annotation, cellular component: cytoplasm; plasma membrane; phosphatidylinositol 3-kinase complex. The annotation marks the transcript as partial. The transcript has 3 exons. Lineage: Eukaryota; Metazoa; Chordata; Actinopteri; Cypriniformes; Cyprinidae. Gene Ontology annotation, molecular function: 1-phosphatidylinositol-3-kinase activity; phosphatidylinositol binding; 1-phosphatidylinositol-4-phosphate 3-kinase activity. The record is from RefSeq and is a predicted model, not a curated record. Gene Ontology annotation, biological process: phosphatidylinositol-3-phosphate biosynthetic process; cell migration; phosphatidylinositol 3-kinase/protein kinase B signal transduction.